Messenger RNA from Trematomus bernacchii (emerald rockcod), 2441 nucleotides. RefSeq names its product UBAP1-MVB12-associated (UMA) domain containing 1 (gene umad1). The transcript has 5 exons. The record is from RefSeq and is a predicted model, not a curated record. The coding region runs from base 166 to 648 and encodes 160 amino acids. NCBI's taxonomy places the organism in Eukaryota, Metazoa, Chordata, Actinopteri, Perciformes, Nototheniidae.
GUCAGGCACGUCGGUGUCAUAACAACAACUUGCCUGUAAAAAGAAACGGAAAAUAUAUCGGGGUUUAUUUUGUUAAAAUAACUCUUCUGAACUUCGUGGAUUCAAAGAAACAGAAACAUGAGAUUCUGAAGUUAGAGAGAAGAACUGAAAACUCAGAGGAGCAUCAUGUUGAGUUUCUUGGGACUCCGUAAGGAGUCAAAGAAAUCUCCGUCAGAGAAGGAAGCCGACGGAGGCUUCGUCAUCGUUGGAGAGACGCUGGAGGAGCAGAGGGGGAAGAUUCAGAGUCCGAACAUCGCUCAGCCGUCUUCAGGGUACGUCAUCGUGCAGCCGCCCAAGUCCUCCUGUCCGUACCCCUCUCUCCCCUCUGAGGCCUCCUGUCCGUACCCCUCUCUCGCCUCUGAUAUAAAGCGUCCCGCCCCCCCUCCUCCUCUUCCUCCCCCCUCCUCCUCUUCCUCAGUGGGGGAGUCUUCCUCCGUCCUGCCAGACCUCCUGGAGGACGUCCCCUUCUCUCUGUCUCCUCACGUCCUCACAGUGAUGUCCAGCCUGCAGCUGAUCCCAGACCUGCUGCUGGACCCAGAGCUGAGCUACAACCUGAGCAGCUUCCAGUACGACUUCAGCCUGGAGAACUCCGUGCUGCACAACGCCUAGUCUGCUCACUAUGUCAGGGGAAAACACUUUGAUUUAAAGAGUCAUUACCCUGUCUUUCUGCUGUCCCUUUUCCUCUAGUGUCCUAUAGCUGUUAGUGCAUGUAAAUGGUCUGCAGAGGCUCAAAUCCCUGUGAUGCUGAGCCUAUAGUGACAUUGAUAGCGCUUCAACACAUUGUACGUGAUAGGCUAAGAGGCGGGACAUCUCUAAGCUGUUGACCAAUCACAUCAGAGCCGGCCAGCUAACCAAUCAGAGCAGUCUGGGCUCUGGUUUCAGACAGAGGGUGAAAAGAGGUGCUGCAGCACAGGAAGUAUAAAAAUCUUUAAAAAUUCCGAUUUAAAAAAAAAAAAAAAGGGAUUAUAAAAAAAAGAAUUCUGACUUUAAAAAAAGAAUUUGAAUGAGUGUCUUUCCGUGGUUUCAAGGUCUGCUUUCUGUUAUUAACCACAUGGCAAAGGAUUAUCUAUUUUGUUUUGUGGAAGCACCAAUAUUUGCAGUAUCUUGGAUUCAGACGUCGUGAUAACUCGUAGUGCUGUAGGUGGAAGUUAAAACAAGACGCUGGUCUACAAACUACGGACAAAUUAAGAAAUGUCCCUGCAAAAGUCAUCAGGUCAUUUAAGGACGUUGCACUUAAAGCAAUAACUGUAAUUAAAUCUUAGUGACAACAAACUCCUUCCCAUGUCAUUAAACACAGUCUGCAGUAAAUAAGGGACAGAAAUAAUAAUCCAAUAUCUAUUCAUGUGCAGCAUGUAGGGAACUGCUUUUACUGACGAGCUCUUGUGCAAUUUAUAUAUAUUUGACAUAGGAAACACUUUUUGAAUCAAAUCCUCUCCAUGUUUGAGUUCUGCUUCCUUUCAUUUGUCCAUUGCUUUAUCCAGUAGUUUACCUGGGUUCGUGGCACUCGUUUAUAUCAAACCACCAAAUCGUUCUUUAGUGUCUGCACGUGUUACUCCUGCAGACAUCGCCCUGUUCUCGCCGUCAGAGGAUCCAUGUUUACAUUUAAUCAAAGAUACGUUUGAAACCCUUUAAUAAGUGUGUGUGUGUGUUAAUGGAUGCUGUGUGUGAGGUGUGUUUUGCUUUUGGUUGUGUUUUAAGUGUCUGGGAAAAAUCACUUAUUGUAAUUCUUUAAGAGCUGAGACUUUAUUCACCUUAAUAGAGACCAAGUACAUGUUUACCUGCUGUCUUGAUAAAUUCAUAUUAAUGUAAGAAACGCAGUAAAACAACAAACAUACGGACCCUUGUGAUGUCCUAGUUUCAAUUGUCAAAAACUCCAACCUGUCCUCUUGUAAGCCACUGAAAUAAUGAAGUCAAACUAGUAUGACGUAACUCUGUUGUUAUACUGAUGGAAGGACUGCAGGUAAACCGACAUUAUCCUGACUUUAAAAGAGCAGUUCUAGUGAAAGUAGUUCAAGUUUCUGCGGGCGUUGUUAUUGCACAGCCUCUGUAUGUUCUCUUUGAUUCUUUGAGAAAUGAUGGUACUUUCAUCAACCAAGUAACAAUCUCUUCUGUUGUAUUGCUGUGAAAUGCUGUAAAAGCACAGGACACAUCACUUCUGCAUGUGUGUAUGUGCAGUACAUGAAUACCACGGGUGUUUUCUUUUGAAUAAGUGUGUGCAUAUGAGCUUUUAAAACUAGUUUUUGCUAAGUAGAAGAAUGCAUUUGGUGAUGAUUUAACCCAGGACUUGUCUAUACCUUUGGAUUGUUUGUACAUAAACAAACCUGAUGUGCCUUUAAUAAACAGCCAGUCCCCAUUUAAUGGUCUUUUAGGAUGAAGUACUAAUAAAAAAAGGUUGAACCGUC